Molecule: messenger RNA, 1191 nt
Organism: Bactrocera latifrons
Lineage: Eukaryota; Metazoa; Arthropoda; Insecta; Diptera; Tephritidae
Product: odorant receptor 43b-like
Exons: 3
Coding region: 1-1191 (396 amino acids)
Biological process (GO): sensory perception of smell; detection of chemical stimulus involved in sensory perception of smell
Cellular component (GO): plasma membrane
Molecular function (GO): olfactory receptor activity; odorant binding
Source: RefSeq, a predicted model, not a curated record
AUGCGUAAAAUCGCGGAUUUAUUUUAUGGCCGCGGCAAGGAUGACUUCGAGACGACUGAAUCAUUUGAACUUUUGUUUCGUAGUUGGACUGCAAUUGGUUUUUUACCAAAACUACCGAAACGUAUUGUUGACAUAAUUCAUCAGAUUAUUUGCUGGUGCUGCAUAUUUACCUGUCCUGUUUGGUAUUUUGCCGGAGUAAUAGAUAUGAUGAACGAUUUGCCCAUAACAAUCUUGCUGUCUAAUUUAGGAGUCGCUAUUAAUUGUCUCGCGUUACCAUUGAAAGCGUUUUACAUUAAAGUCAAUAUGAAUCAUUUGUGUGACGUUAAUUUGAUGUUCAAACGAUUGGAUGAACGUUAUCAGACGCCCCAAGAAAAGAUGCAAAUCAGAGAAACGGUUAAAAUUAGCACACGGAUCUUUGCAGCCUGUUUCACGCUGUAUGCGUUCUACUGUAUUCCAAGUAGAUUGUUACCGCUUUUCACACAUGAAUAUCCGCAGGGAAAUAGAUUUCCAUUCAUUGAUUGGCUGCCAGAAGGGAACUUGAAAUAUUGGCUUCACUCCAUUAUCGAGAUGCUCUAUUUUCAAUAUCUGCUGCAAUUACAAUGUACAAACGAUUCAUAUCCGGCAAUUUAUAUACAUAGUAUUCGUACGCAUAUCCGACUCUUGACGGAUCGUGUGAGUCGUUUGGGCUUAGAUCCCGAUUUAAGUGAUCAACAGAAUUAUGAGGAAUUAGUCGAUUGCAUCGUUUCACAUCAGGAAAUACUUGUGAUUUCCAAUACCGUUGGGUCGAUCCUUUCUCUAACCACGUUCUUUCAAUUCACUGUAUAUGCGGCUCUUAUCUGCGUGUGCAUGCUCAACUUGUUCAUAUUUGGCGAUUUGAAGACGAGGGUGAGUACGCUGUUUUAUCUCGCACCUGUCAUCUGGCAGACUGUGCCCACCUGUUAUCAAGCUUCGAUGCUCCAGACGGACUGUUCUAAAUUACCGGAGGCAAUUUUCCAUUGCAAUUGGUUGGCUUUGGAUAAACGUUGCCACAAAUUGAUYAUCUAUUUCAUGCAACGCRSUCAGAARGAKAUCUSYUUUACCGCAAUYMMRUUGUUUGUAAUUAAUUUGAGAACCAACUUGUCGAUUGCCAAGUUCUCGUUUACUUUGUAUACCUUCAUAAAGCAAAUGGGUUUGGAUACACACCAUAAUUAG